AGGCACAGUACAAAAAUCAUAAAGCAGGAUUUUGGCAGAGAGCAGAAUGCAUUUUAAGGCUCUAAUCAAGUCGACUGCUACCAUGUUUGCUCAUGCACAUUAGAACCACUCAUAUGCUACAGUAUUGUGUGGCCAGUGAUUGGUGGUUGGCAGGCAAUGAAGUGGAGUUCCUGUCAUGAUAUUAAGACAUACUGUGCUUUUAUCAGGUGUUAUGGAUGCAUAAAUGCUAAAAAUGUGCUAUUUAAUCCAGUUGGUAGGUGAAUGCUAGGCAACAAAAUGACAUCAUAACGUCUGAUGAUAGAUAAGAACCCCCCAGACCUGCCAAGUUUGGUUGCUCAACUCCUGAUAGCACAGAAGGAGUUUGCAUAGAGUUGUAGAGCAUUAUUAAAUACUAUUUUUUGCAUUUAAAUUACCACAUAGACUUGUAUUGGACAGAUUUUAAACAGAAUAGAUGAAAGCAGAUGAUAUAUUAUGGAAUUACAAUGAAAAACAAAUGUGUGGUAGAGGCUGAAUUGUCAGAAGUGGUUUUCCCAGCAUGGUGAGGAGAUGAAACGAAACUCUCUGCAAACCACUGCACAGGUAAUAGUUUACCUUAUUUAUUUAUCUCAUAAAUGUAACGCCACAGGUAUACGGUUAUGUAACACGUACAGGGGAUGAUGCUGAUGCAAAUGUUUUCGCCUGGAUUUUUUAUUAAAGCUGACUAUUAGCAGAGAGGUGCUGAAAUACAAUCCUACACAUAAUACUGCACAUUAUGCAUCUUCUCCCGUUAACAAGCCCUUAAUUCAAUGAAUUUAAACACCUUAAAGAGGAAAAGUUUAGGAUGUGACUACUUUGAAGACAAUGUGAUCCCUAAAGAAAUAAUUCACAGAGAGAUUGAUUUUGUGCUCAGUAAACAAAUUCGCAUAUUGGCGCCAAUUGUUUGGGCAGCUUCCCUCUCUGCUUCCCUGUCCACUAAUUUGAGGAAGUGUAGUUGCAUAGGAUAGGUGCUGCACUCCAUCAGCCCCCAGUCCUCGCACUGGCCCCUCUAGUGCUGUGUAGGAUUGCUGUCUGUACUCAGGUAAGCUGAGUGGUAAUUAACAAAAAGGAUUUUAGGAAUAGGCACAAUACAAAAAUCAUAAAGCAGGAUUUUGGCAAAGAGCAGAAUGCAUUUUAAGGCUCUAAUCACAUCAACUGCUACCAUGUUUGCUCAUGCACAUUAGAACUACUCAUAUGCUACAGUAUUGUAUGGCCAGUGAUUGGUGGUUGGCAGGCAAUGAAAUGGAGUUCCUGUCAUGAUAUUAAGACAUACUGUGCUUUUAUCAGGUGUUAUGGAUGCAUAAAUGCUAAAAAUGUGCUAUUUAAUCCAGUUGGUAGGUGAAUGCUAGGCAACAAAAUGACAUCAUAACGUCUGAUGAUAGAUAAGAACCCCCCCAGACCUGCCAAGUUUGGUUGCUCAACUCCUGAUAGCAUAGAAGGAGUUUGCAUAGAGUUGUAGAGCAUUAUUAAAUACUAUUUUUUGCAUUUAAAUUACCACAUAGACUUGUAUUGGACAGAUUUUAAACAGAUUAGAUGAAAGCAGAUGAUAUAUUAUGGAAUUACGAUGAGAGACAAAUGUGUGGUAGAGGCUGAAUUAUCAGAAGUGGUUUUCCCAGCAUGGUGAGGAGAUGAAACGAAACUCUCUGCAAACCGCUGCACAGUCUCAGGCUCAGAGGGUCCCAAGUGACAUCUUGCUAAAACCUCUCCUCCACAAUGCGGCUACCCUUUUUUAUUUUACUGUGCCUCCCGCCUGUGCUCUCUUCUGUAAUUCCAAAAGAUUGCAAGAAAACACAGUACAAGUGGCCACAUAAUUCAUAUGAGCUUUGUUGUGAAAAGUGCCCGGCAGGUGAGUUUGUGGCCAAACGCUCACCGACCACCUGUUAUCGUACAUGUGAACCCUGUGGACCUGGGAAAUACACAACCAGCUACAACGCGGCGAUGACCUGUGAUUUUUGUGACAGCUGCAACAAACCAAACAUGGAGGUGAAAACAGAAUGCAACGCGACUCAUAACACCGUGUGCACAUGUAAGGCUGGCUACAAAUGCGGAGACCAAGACUGUAAAGAGUGUGUAGCGAUACCAGGCACAAUCAUACCCACCGUCCCUCCAUCUACUACUGUGGCAAGACCUGAAGUUACCACCACCCAGCGAGCCCCUAAAGCAAUUGCAGAUACGGCGUGGUUCCUGGUGAUAAUUGCCCUCCUGUGUACAGGAAUUGCACUGGUUGUUGUGACAAAAAUCAAGCCGUUUUUAGUCUGGAUUAGGUUCACUCAUGGGUACUUCUUGGCUGAAAAACCUGCAACACAACCUCAAUGCGAUGAAGAAGUGUCCAAGCCCGUCCAGGAAGUGUGCGGGAAAUGUGACCAACCUAUGUGUUAAAGACCAGAUCUGGAAUUUGGGGGAGCGAGAACCUGACAAGACACUCAGUGGCACAUCCCGGAUGGAAACAUUUGUCACUGCUUUUGGACGUUUAAAUGGAGCUAAACGGCACUCCGCGCCGUGCUGAUCAGUGAAAUGCCAGAAGGAGCAAAGUUUGAGACUGUUGCUGUUUCCUGAGAGGACAGAUGAUCAUUUUGGCAUCUGUGACUUUGAAGUGUAUAAAAUUGUGGUGGGUAAAAAUCUUGGAACUGAUAAGACAAAGGGAACAUUGUGGCAGUGAAGGUGAAGUAUGUACUAUAGUACAUAAGGUUAAACAUAUUUCAUGUAUAUCUACAUAUAUGUGCAGACAUAGUUUGCUGCUUUUGUGGCCAGCUUUUCAAUAUCACAUGUGCAUGUUCUGUGUAUAUUUUUUCUUCUAUUUCUUUUUCAUUUAAAAUAAACUUAAUUUGACUAAAACUA
Messenger RNA from Oreochromis aureus, 2853 nucleotides. It is a transcript of the gene cd27, whose product is annotated as CD27 molecule. Gene Ontology annotation, cellular component: CD40 receptor complex; external side of plasma membrane. Lineage: Eukaryota; Metazoa; Chordata; Actinopteri; Cichliformes; Cichlidae. Gene Ontology annotation, molecular function: antigen binding; protein binding. Gene Ontology annotation, biological process: response to type II interferon; cellular response to interleukin-1; positive regulation of B cell proliferation. The record is from RefSeq and is a predicted model, not a curated record. The transcript has 8 exons. The coding region runs from base 1729 to 2394 and encodes 221 amino acids.